This is a messenger RNA of Aspergillus fumigatus Af293, 360 nucleotides long. RefSeq lists its product as uncharacterized. The record is from RefSeq and is a predicted model, not a curated record. Lineage: Eukaryota; Fungi; Ascomycota; Eurotiomycetes; Eurotiales; Aspergillaceae. Bases 1 to 360 code for a protein of 119 amino acids. The transcript has a single exon.
AUGUCACAGUGGCAUCAGCCGAUGGAAAUGGCCGACGCACCAAUACCAUCGCACCAUGCAAUCAUUCAUCCCAGAAAAAUUUUCAGCGCAUCCAUCAUAGGCUUCGACCUGAUGGCAACACCAGGUCAUGUCCUCAAUGUGAUGGAGUGUGCAGCUAACAGCUGUCGAACCAGCCAGAAGCUGGGCGGGUGGAGUUGUGACGCCAUACAGGGACGAGACUCAGGCAUCGAUGGGUUGAUGUGGACUCCCGUGGUUUCCGCUCGCUGGCUGUCCGUAUUUUGGAUUUCGGGAUUGUGUGGAAUCACCAAUAAAGUGGUGGAGAUCAAUCAGCCCUGGCAGGAUUCACAGGGUAGUUUCUAA